Messenger RNA from Gymnogyps californianus (California condor), 1151 nucleotides. RefSeq names its product MAF bZIP transcription factor A (gene MAFA). Lineage: Eukaryota; Metazoa; Chordata; Aves; Accipitriformes; Cathartidae. Bases 276 to 1142 code for a protein of 288 amino acids. The record is from RefSeq and is a predicted model, not a curated record. Gene Ontology annotation, cellular component: nucleus. The transcript has a single exon. Gene Ontology annotation, molecular function: RNA polymerase II cis-regulatory region sequence-specific DNA binding; DNA-binding transcription factor activity, RNA polymerase II-specific. Gene Ontology annotation, biological process: retinal rod cell development; regulation of transcription by RNA polymerase II.
GGAGCCCCGUCGGAGGCUCCCGGAGCCGGGCUGACCCCCGCAGCGGAGCCCCGUCGGAGGCUCCCGGAGCCGGGCUGACCCCCGCAGCGGAGCCCCGUCGGAGGCUCCCGGAGCCCGGCCGCAACCGGGAGCGGAGCUCCGUCGGGGUAGCCGGUUGUACCGCAGGCAGAGCCCCGGAGCCCGGUCGGAGGAGCCUCCCGAAACCAGCGGGACCCCCAACCCUCGGUGAGCGGCGGUGCCCGGGGGAUCACCCCCCGGUCCCUCCAUGGACUGAGAUGGCCUCGGAGCUGGCCAUGAGCGCGGAGCUGCCCACCAGCCCCCUCGCCAUCGAAUACGUGAACGAUUUCGACCUGAUGAAGUUCGAAGUGAAGAAGGAACCGGCGGAGGCGGAGCGGCUGUGCCACCGUCUGCCCGCCGGUUCCCUCUCCUCCACCCCGCUCAGCACGCCCUGCUCCUCCGUGCCUUCCUCGCCCAGCUUCUGCGCUCCUAGUCCCGGUGGGCAACCGGCCCCCGGUCCCCCGACUACCACCGCCGCCUCCCUGGGCUCCAAACCGCAGCUGGAGGAGCUGUACUGGAUGUCGGGUUACCAGCAUCACCUCAAUCCCGAAGCUCUCAACCUGACGCCGGAGGACGCGGUGGAGGCGUUGAUCGGUGCCCCUCACCAUCAUCAUCAUCACCAUCAAGGUUACGAGCCUUUCCGACCUCAGCCCUUCGGUGGCGAGGAGCUACCACCGGCCGCCCAUCAUCAUCCCGGCCACCACCAUCAUCAUCAUCACCACCUGCGCUUGGAGGACCGCUUCUCCGACGAUCAGUUGGUGAGUAUGUCGGUACGGGAGCUGAACCGGCAGCUGCGGGGCUUCAGCAAGGAGGAGGUGAUCCGCCUCAAGCAGAAGAGGAGGACCUUGAAGAACCGAGGCUACGCUCAGUCCUGCCGUUACAAGCGGGUCCAGCAACGGCACAUCUUGGAGAACGAGAAAUGUCAACUCCAGAGCCAGGUGGAGCAGCUCAAGCAGGAGGUGACCCGCUUGGCCAAGGAAAGGGAUCUGUACAAAGAAAAAUACGAGAAGUUAGCCGGCCGGGGCUUCCCGAGGGAGCCCUCCCCAUCCGCCGCCCCCAAACCCGCCGCUGACUUCUUCAUGUGAGCCGCAAAG